Molecule: messenger RNA, 994 nt
Organism: Neurospora tetraspora
Lineage: Eukaryota; Fungi; Ascomycota; Sordariomycetes; Sordariales; Sordariaceae
Exons: 1
Coding region: 154-876 (240 amino acids)
Molecular function (GO): oxidoreductase activity, acting on the CH-OH group of donors, NAD or NADP as acceptor
Source: RefSeq, a predicted model, not a curated record
CCGGUCGUGGGUCCUUGAGGUUGCUUAUAAACCACGGGCACUGGGCUUUGAGGUAUAAGAAGGUCCGAGCCUCUGUUUCUCCCGGUUUGACUUCCCGACCUCUUUUGCUAAUUACAACCUUAAACUCUUCCACCAUCCAAAACACCCAACAAAAUGCCCACCUACGUCAUCACCGGCUCCAACCGCGGCAUCGGCCUCGAGUUCAUCCGCCAGCUCACCCAGUCCCCAGACAACACCAUCCUCGCCCUCGUCCGCGACCUGUCCAAGGACCAUUCGGACCUCAAAUCCCUCGCCAACGACAACACCCACAUUCUCGAAUGCGACACCUCGUCCCUCGCCUCCAUCCGGGACUUCGCCAAGACCGCCCGCUCCACUCUCGGAGACACCAAGAUCGACUACGUCAUCAACAACGCCGGCGUCAACCUCUCCAACCAGAACUCGUCGCUUCAGCUAGCCCCCGAUGAUUUGCUGGAGACCAUCAAGACCAACGUUCUCGGUCCCGCGAAGCUGGUGGAGUUCUUGCUCCAGCAGGGCGUGCUCAGCGAGAACGUGAGGGUGCAGAACAUGAGUUCUACGCUGGGAAGCAUUCAGACCACUGUGGGCCGCGAGGAAAGACGGGACACCAGUUACUCGAUUAGCAAGGCGGCAUUGAACAUGUUGAGUGCCCAUCUGGCGGCGGAUUUGAGGAAGGCGGGGUUGAAGGGCGCGGUGGUCAUCAUGAUGUGUCCGGGGUGGGUGAAGACGGAUAUGGGUGGUAAGGAAGCGAUGCUGAGCCCGGAGGAGAGUAUUGGCGGGCAGUUGAAGGUGUUGCAGGGGCUCAAGGAGGAGGAUAAUGGGAAGUUCUUUAACUAUUCGGGGGCUCAGGUGCCUUGGUAAAUGUCAUGGGAAGGGGGGCUUUGGGGUCUGAUGGUUCAUGUUGGUCUGGGGAAGACAAGCCUCCUGGGACAGAAGAAGGGGGUGUGACAACAGCCAGAAGAAAAGCAUGAGGGACGAC